This is a messenger RNA of Diaporthe citri, 1269 nucleotides long. RefSeq lists its product as uncharacterized. Lineage: Eukaryota; Fungi; Ascomycota; Sordariomycetes; Diaporthales; Diaporthaceae. Gene Ontology annotation, molecular function: DNA binding; DNA-binding transcription factor activity. The coding region runs from base 1 to 1269 and encodes 422 amino acids. Gene Ontology annotation, biological process: positive regulation of transcription by RNA polymerase II; meiotic cell cycle. The transcript has a single exon. The record is from RefSeq and is a predicted model, not a curated record. Gene Ontology annotation, cellular component: nuclear chromosome.
AUGGAUCCUUCGUACAAUUCCUCCAAGCAGCAGCAGACCGUCCCUCCACUCAUGGGGUUGACGAUGCACGGCGCGCUCUAUUACUCAGACGCCCCCAACACUCCAGUCAAGCCUGAUAUCUCUGGCACAAUCGACAAAGGCUUCUUCCUGGCGGAAAACGAGUGGACGUGUUAUCGGCGGAAUUACUUCUCGUGUAUCUGCUCAUUUAACCUCCAGCAGCCGACACAUCCUCAGGCCACUCUACACUUCACACCAUCGGGGUCCACCCAGUCGUACCAAGUUGCUGGCUGGGCCAUGUGCAUUUCAGCAGUUGUCUCCGAGAACGAUGCCCACACGAUUGAGUUGGUGCAACACACUCCGAAGCGGGACAAAGGGCCGAUCUCCCCCCCGGAAAAGACCAGGCUAAACCCCAAGCCUCCCCAGACGGCGCACCAUCCACUUGGCCACUACGCGCAGACGGAAAUGGGGCUCGGAGGAUCAUCGAGGGCCUACGAGCAGUCUCUGUAUGGGCAGCCGCUGCCGCAUACCUCCCUUCACGCUUCGCUUCCGACGGAGCAUACCUUCGAAAGGAUCCAGUUCAAGCAGGCCACAGCAAACAAUGGGAAGCGCAGGGCAGCACAACAAUACUACCACCUAGUGGUCGAACUCUUUGCGGACAUUGGAUCCCAAGGCCAGGGAAACGACCAGUGGCUCAAAGUCGCGCACAGAAAGUCAGCCAAGAUGAUAGUCCGUGGAAGGUCGCCGGGACACUAUCAGUCCGAGCGAAGGGCGAGCACAAGCAGCGGCCCGGGUGGCUCGGCUGGCGGAAUGGGCGGCUACACCGGCGCUGGCUCAACCAUGAUUGGGGGCGGGUAUGGGGGACCAAAUGCGAACAUGCUUGGGGGCGCUUACGGGGCCGCUUACGACACACGGCCGGAACAUUACCGCACCCACCACGAAGCGAUUCCCAUGGAGCCCAUACUGAGCUCCGAAGAGUCGAAGGCGGUCCAUGAGCCAGAGAAGUACCAGUACUACCCCACAGCCAUCAUCGAGCCUCAGCACGAUCCUCGACAACCGGUCGAGAUGUUCCAUCAUACCUCUUCUACGCGGUCAUCGGACAAUCCCCUGAGAAUGGGAAGUGGAUUUGACCUCACUUCGAAGCUAUAUCCAGGGCCUUUGUUCUCUGACAGAGCUGGGGCCUGCGGACGAUACGAAGGGAAGUCGACCUCGCACGGCUACUACCCACAGAUGAUGCCGCCACCACCGUCGUCAACAGUUGGCCUUCACUGA